Molecule: messenger RNA, 7301 nt
Organism: Callorhinus ursinus (northern fur seal)
Lineage: Eukaryota; Metazoa; Chordata; Mammalia; Carnivora; Otariidae
Gene: RBSN
Product: rabenosyn, RAB effector
Molecular function (GO): metal ion binding
Source: RefSeq, a predicted model, not a curated record
UUUUGUGGUUAGGCGGGGCGUGCAUAGUUGUGUUUGGUUAUGCGGCUGAGGGUGGGUGGGCGGUUGUCUCCCAAGUGCUUGUGUUUGGUUCCCUGGUUGUGUGAGGUUGGGGCGUUUGGGUCCCAGUUUGUGUGGAGUUGUUUGUAGUGUUUGGUGUGGCGUCUGUGCGAUGUGUGAAGUUGUCAUGCCUGCUCUAUAGGGUCGAGUCUUUCAUGUUGUGUGUGGUUAUGCGACGUAUACAUAAUCGUGUUGAAUUAUGUGGCGGGUGUUGUGUGCGGUCGAGGCGGUGAUGAGUGCUGCGACUGUGGGCUGUGUAGUGUAUGCGGCAUGUAGCCGGGUAGCAUUCAUGCUGGGUGUAUAAUUUCAGGAUAUGUAGGUUUUUUGUUUAUUUUUAACGUGGUGUAGGAUGUGAGGGGCUUGCAUAUGUUAUGGUUGUGGGGUCUGGCUUGGUGGUUUGUAGUACAUUUCUUUGGUUUGUGUUGUGUUUGGUUAUGUGAUUUUAGAGUUUGUUCACGCAUUCAUUCAUUGUUGAGGCUUUAUUGAGUUUCUUCAUGGGGAUAAGGUGGUGGGAAAAACGCACAUGGUCUCUGCCCUUACAGAACUUAGAGUCUUAUGUACUUAGUUAUUUUAUGUAUUUGUGAUUAUAAAUUGAUAUAAGUGCCCUGAAGGAAGUGCAGGAGCUGUCCCAUGGUAGAAUGCCUCAAUAAGGGGCAUUUCCUUGAGGAAGUAAGGUUGGGUUGAGAUGUGAAGGGGGUAUGUGUGUGUGUGUGUGUGUGUGUGUGUGUGUGUAGUGUGUGUGUUUGAUUUGUGGUUGUUAGGGUGAAUGCAUGGGAAGGAAGGGGGCUUUCAGAGUCAGGGCAUCUGAUGAACCACUGGCUGCGGUGGGAACUGGAGCUACUAUUUCAGUGACUGGAAAAGGGACUGAGAUCUGUGUGUAUAUAGUCAUGGGGUUUCUUAGAGGAAAAAAAACAGGGUUCUGGUGUUUCAUUUGUUUAUUUUCUGGGUCACAGCUACCCUUCAGUUUUGAGGAGCAGGCAGUCCCUCCUCACAGGCCCUCUCAUCAGCUCCAUCCAAAGCUGAGGGUCAUGUAUUUCCUCUUACUCUUUCCUGUGGUUUGUGACCUCAGGAUUUUGCAGAGAAAUUUCUCCACUUUUGUAGAAUGGUUUUGUCUGGAUUCUCCCUAUGACUGGGAGUUUUUCUGAGGUGACAUUGGAAGUGACUUUGCCAUGGCCCAAUAAAAGUGAAAAUGUAACUUAUUAAGCCCUGAAUUGUUUAAGCACCAAAUCCUUUUGUUUUUGAAGCAGUGAGAACAUUAGGCUUGCUGUUCAACUGUCAUUUAUUGGCUUAUAAAAUCCAGUAAACUCAUUGUAGAGAAAGUACUCUACAAAUAUAAAGCACAAAGUAGAUUUUUCUUUUUACCACUGGGUUUCUAAUGCUCCUCCUUAGACUAAGGUUGGGAUUUUUGUGUGGUUGGUUUUGAUUUUACUUUUGUUUGUUUUUUUUAGGGCAGACACUAUUUCUUUUUCUAUUUGCAUUUUUGACAUAGGUGUAAGAGCUCAAUAUAUGUGGUUGACUAAAUGACCAAGGUGAAGAGUCAAAAAUUUCUGUAUGUUGGUAAGUACUUCAGACAUUUCCCCAGUGGCUAAAAUGGCAUACAAAUUAUGAAGUUGGACCAGUUGGAGUGAAUGUUAGAGAACUACCUUGGUAUUGUUUGCUUUUAAAGUUGAAUUUUCUUAUCUUCAGGAAUCUGUGCUCCCUACUUCAUUGAGUUGCCAUUGUCCAGUGAGGUUCUCAAAUCUUUAAAGGUUUUGUGUUUUGGUGUAAGGAUUUGAGAAAGCAGUUUUGUGUUUUCAAACUUGUACUGAACAAACAUUAAGAAAUCUUGUUGAACUGUGAAAAGAACAAGAAAACUCUCAAUUGCCGCUAAUUUGCCUGAAUGGGCUUUUUUUCUUCCCCCUCCCCUCCCCGCUCUUUCCUGUUUCAAAGCUUUUCCUACUCCAAAGAGGAAACCUCAUCCAGGGCCAUGAUACCACUUCUCCGUCAUCUGUGUGCUGCUUGGUUAAGCUAAUGCUGUGAGAGCCCUGGUCCCUUGUGGAGGAAUCAAGCUGACUGUUGGCAUGAGGACCCUGCCUUGCAGGGGUUGAGAGGGACACUGCUAUGGCUUCUCUGGAUGACCCUGGGGAAGUGAGGGAGGGCUUCCUUUGCCCUUUGUGCCUGAAGAACCUGCAGUCUUUCUAUCAGCUUCAGUCACAUUAUGAGGAAGAGCACUCUGGGGAAGACCGUGAUGUCAAAGGGCAAAUUAAAAGUCUUGUCCAGAAGGCUAAGAAAGCCAAGAAUAGGCUGUUGAAACGAGAAGGAGAUGACCGAGCAGAAUCAGGAACACAAGGAUAUGAGUCUUUCAGUUAUGGAGGGGUCGACCCUUACAUGUGGGAACCCCAGGAACUAGGCGCUGUGAGAAGCCAUCUUUCUGACUUCAAAAAACACCGAGCUGCCAGAAUUGACCACUAUGUUGUUGAAGUCAAUAAAUUAAUAAUCAGGUUAGAGAAGCUCACUGCAUUUGACAGAACAAAUACCGAAUCUGCUAAGAUACGAGCAAUAGAAAAGUCCGUGGUGCCUUGGGUCAACGACCAAGAUGUCCCUUUCUGUCCAGACUGUGGGAAUAAGUUCAGCAUCCGUAACCGCCGCCACCACUGCCGCCUCUGCGGGUCUAUUAUGUGCAAGAAGUGUAUGGAGCUCAUCAGCCUCCCUUUUGCAAACAAGCUCACCAGUGCCAGCAAAGAUUCCCUGAGUACCCACACCAGUCCCAGCCAGUCACCCAACAGUGUCCAUGGCUCCCGCCGGGGCAGUAUCAGCAGCGUGAGCAGUGUAAGCUCCGUCCUGGAUGAAAAGGAUGACGACCGGAUCCGCUGCUGUACACACUGCAAGGACACGUUGCUCAAGAGAGAGCAGCAGAUUGAUGAGAAGGAGCACACCCCCGACAUUGUAAAGCUCUAUGAGAAAUUACGACUUUGCAUGGAGAAAGUUGACCAAAAAGCUCCUGAAUACAUCAGGAUGGCAGCAUCAUUAAAUGCUGGGGAGACAACCUACAGCCUGGAACAUGCCAGUGACCUUCGAGUGGAAGUGCAGAAAGUGUACGAGCUCAUAGAUGCUUUAAGUAAGAAGAUCUUAACCUUAGGCUUGAACCAGGACCCUCCACCACAUCCAAACACUUUGCGGCUGCAGAGGAUGGUCAGAUACUCAGCUACGCUUUUUGUGCAGGAAAAGUUGCUGGGUUUGAUGUCACUGCCAACCAGAGAACAGUUUGAGGAACUGAAAAAGAAAAGGAAACAGGAAAUGGAGAGAAAGAAGAUCCUGGAGAGACAGGUUGUCCUGGAAUCCCAGCAACGGUUUGAGGAAAGGCGGAGUGACCUGGCGUCUCGUGCGGCCAAUGGGGAGGUGGUGUCCCUUCGAGGGGGACCUGCCCCCCUGAGAAAGGCUGAGGGCUGGCUCCCGCUGUCAGGAAGUCUGGGGCAGAGUGAAGACUCGGACCCCCUCCUCCAGCAGAUCCACAACAUCACAUCAUUUAUUAGGCAGGCCAAGGCUGCCGGGCGGACAGAUGAAGUGUGCACACUGCAGGAGAACCUGCGGCAGUUGCAGGAUGAGUAUGACCAGCAGCAGACGGAGAAGGCCAUUGAGCUGUCCCGGAGGCAGGCCGAGGAGGAGGACCUGCAGCGAGAACAGCUGCAGAGGCUUUGUGAACGGGAGUGGGAACGAGAGAGGGAGCAGUUCCGGGCUGCGUCCCUACAUACACGGACUCGGUCCCUGGACUUCCGAGAAAUCAGGCCUUUUCAGCUGGAGCCUGGCAGGGAGCCUCGUACCCACCUUGCUUAUGCUUUGGAUCUAGGCUCUUCCUCAGUUCAGAGCAGUGCAGCUGCGGAGACCCCUAACCCCAGCUCAGCUCUCGAGCCAGCCAGAGUGUGGUCUGGACCCCCAGCCCUCGGCCAGGAAUUCUUCCCCCAGAGCAUGAUAUCACAGCAAAAUGAGCUGGCCUCCCUAAACCCCUUCGAUGAGGAAGACCCCUCCAGCCCCACAGCAGAGGGCACUAUCAGCCCUCCUGCUGCAGAGUGUUCCUUUGGCCCUUCAGUCUCCAUUCUCAAAGAAUACAAUCCUUUUGAGGAAGAAGAGGAGGCUGUUGCAGGGAAUCCCUUCAGUAACCCAGAUAGUCCAGCGCCCAACCCCUUCAAUGAUGAAGAUGAGCAUCCCCACCAGAGGCCCUCAAGCCCUCCUGUUUCUGGCAACCCCUUUGAGGAAGCCCCCUGUACCAACCCCUUUGAGAUGGACAGUGACAGUGGGCCAGAGGGCGAGGAGCCCAUAGAGGAGGAGCUCCUCCUCCAGCAGAUUGAUAACAUCAAGGCGUACAUUUUUGAUGCCAAGCAGUGUGGCCGCCUGGAUGAGGUGGAAGUGCUGACAGAGAACCUGAGGGAGCUGAAGCGCACCCUGGCCAAGCAGAAGGGGGGCACCGAAUGACCCCCCUGACUGUGGGCAGGGCAUCUUUGGGCCCAGGGCCUGGCAGGAGCCUGUGGAGCAGGACUAGGGCUGGUGGGCCUGGUGGGGCAGGAGGAAGGGUGACAGCUACGAGGCACACAGGUCAGGGCAGGGAAUCUGCUGUUUCGUGCUGUGCACUUGGAGGUUUUUCCACUACAGUUGAAUAAUAAAGUGGAAACCAGAACAGGAAGAACCAGCAUUCAUUUGCUGUAUUUCCUGGGGCUUUUAAAAGAAUUUUUUUGUUUUUGUUUUUUUGAAUCGGGUUUUCCCUUUAGAAGGGAUUUUAAAUUUUCAUUACUGAGUAGAACUAAAUGCAGUUCUCUUGGGCAGCCCUCGUGGGUCCACUUGCUCCUGCCUAGUCUUUGGUCUUGAUGCAGUAUUAUAGGGCACUUUCUUUGGCCAAGACAGACUCGUUGGAUUCCUUUAAACCUUACUCUGGUCUGACAGAAGUCUGUCCCCCUAGGCUGUGGGUUCUUUCACCUGGGGCUUCCUCUAACCUUCUGGGUACAUCCCACCUGUGCAGCAGAAGGGGGAGCUACUGCUAUGAAGGCAGUAGUUCAGACCCAGGAGAGCCCAGCACCUCUUUUUAAGAGGGGGUGGUGGGGGGUGAUGUUUUACCAGGGCAUUUCCCUGUCAGUUUAAGUCAUUGUUUGUCUUUCAGGAGGCUAAACUUCAGUGCGGGGGGAUCACUGGGUCUGACCAUGGUCUGUUUAGGAAAUAGGAGUGGUGAACUUUUUGGUUGAUGGAGGCAGUAGUAUUUGGGAGCAGAGUUGUCUACCCAAAUGUUGCUCUGAACGACUGACGGAACAAUUGUCUGUCCCCAGCGAAACCUCCCUCUAGAACUUUGGUGAAAUUACUCUGACUUGGGCUUUUUCAGAGGGCCCAGUCUAUAAUAUAGGAUUGGUAAUCAGGAAGCUUUUGUGGAACAUUGCCAGGAGAGUGGAAGCUUCCCUGAGUCAGAAGAUAAAUUAAAAUGAUUUUCAGGGCUAGUUGAUCAGCCUUCUUCCCUUUUGGUUCAUCCUGUCGUGACCUGGGGCACCAGUGGGGUAUUUUCCUACCAAUGUUUAGUAUUAAGAAAUGGAAGUGUUUGAAGAGGCACAACCCAGGAUCAUUCUAGUAGCACCAUAGUACUUGAACUCUUCAUCAAUUAAGGGCAAAAAGGGAAAUUGUUAAUUUAGCUCUGGUGCUUUGGUUUACAUAAUCCUUAACUGAUGUCUGACAUCAUGAUACUCAAGUGUGCUCAGCUCUAGGUAGAGUUCCUGCAAUUAUGUGUUUCUGAUUAAAGAACAAUAACUGACCACUAGUCACUUUAUACCCCUUAACUAACUAUGGGUCAUCCUUUCACUGAUUACUGGUGUGAGAGCUGAGAUUCAUUUUGUUACCUUCUGGGAAGACCACUGUUGGUCUUGAGAAUGUUUGAAGAACUGUGGUGUAAAGGUAGUCUGUAUUUUUGUUGACACUAUUCACAUUUCUUUGGCAUCUGUUGGAUCUUUGGGCUGAAUGGAAAGAUCUUGCAUAGGGGUGUGGGAAUGGGAUAUGGGUGGAGGGUGUGUGGAGGACGCUUUGCGUUGGGGUUCUGUUCACAAAGGAAUAUGAGUGGAUUACUGAUGUCAACCAAGUUCCCAGCCUUGUUGAUUAUUGUGGUUGGGAAGUUGACAACCAGGUAUCUAAAGUAUUGCCUGGCACAGGCAUCUUUCUUCCUUCUCAUGCCCUUCCUGCUGUCGUUGUGGAGGGUUUCAUGGCUGACUGGCAUGCUUCCUACUGCUAGUCUGUCAUUGCUCUCUGAUCGAAGAGGACGACACUCUGCAUGCACCAAAAAGCAGGUAGUUCCAGAAGCUAAAUGCUGCUUUCCAUCAUAGUUACUUUUCUUAUGAGAAUUUAUCUCUUCAUUAGCUAGUGAUUUCAAUUCAGACUAGUUUACUGAACAUACCCUUUUCCUGAAGUCAAUCCAGGUAGCAAUCUGUAAGUAACUAAGAGCAUUAAGAACCACACGUAUAAGAAACAUUAUUUUUAAACUUAAAAAACAAAAAACACUGAAUAUACUAAACCAAACUAAAACCUUCUGAUGUGAUUAAUUCUUCCAUGGGUGUAUUCUUCCAUGAAUUCUUCCAUUUAAUUCUUCCAUAGCUAUAUUCUCCUAUAAUCAUAGGCCUGACCGGAAUUAGAAUUCUCUAUCCCUAACGUUUCCCAGAAUUCACACAGGCACAAAGUUGGAUUUACAGAGAUUGGUUAUCGUCAGGGUAGAUAAAGAUGGCCCAUGAAUUGCAGCCACAGCUUCAAGUGCUUACCUCAUGUGAAUAUUUCACUCUUCCUGCAGUCCUUCAAGGCAAACAGCUCCAUCUCAUGAGAAAAUGAGCAAGUUCCUGAUGCAGCGUUGGCAAAUAUCCCUAGGCCUAAAUCAUGUAUGGAAGAGACUUUGGGAAUUCAGGCGUCAAAUGAAGUUGGCUUUUCUUUUUUACGCCUUGUUUGUAUUUUUCCAUGUCUAAUACACUAAGGACACUUAACUCAUUGUACUUGCAGCUCAGUGUGUCUUUGCUGUUUGGAUACUAAAGUGUACUUCUGAGUCAUCAUGUACCAGGUGGUAGGUUGGACACAAACUGGCAUAAUUAGGCCUUGGUACUCAAAGAGAGAAGCUGGUCUCUUUACCAGGUCACAGACUAUUGAAGCAGAUUGUACUGGUCAUCUGACAAUGACAGCUUGAGCGUCAUUGUUUGCAUGCACUACUCUGGGGCCUUGUAUUGGAACCUUUUUUUAAAAAAAUAAACUAACACAUGUUA